Messenger RNA from Closterium sp. Naga37s-1, 747 nucleotides. The record is from the annotation of a GenBank genome assembly. Lineage: Eukaryota; Viridiplantae; Streptophyta; Zygnematophyceae; Desmidiales; Closteriaceae.
AUGCCCCAUAUCCCAUUCCCCAUCUCCCAUUCCCUAUCUCCCAUUCCCCAUCACCCAUGCCACGUCUCUCAUUCCCCAUCUCCCAUUCCCCAUCUCCCAUUCCCUAACUCCCAUUCCUCAUCUCCAAUGCCCCAUCUCCCAUUCCCCAUCUCCCAUUCCCCAUCUCCCAUGCCCCAUCUCCCAUUCCCCAUCUACCAUUCCCCCCAUUCCCCAUCUUCCAUUCCCCAUCUCCCAUUCCCAAUCCCCCAUUCCCCAUCUCCCAUUCCCCAUAUCCCAUUCCCCCCAUUCCCCAUCUCCCAUUCCCCAUCUCACGUGCCCCAUCUCCCAUUCCCCAUAUCCAAUUCCCCCCCUAUUUCCCAUCUCCUAUUCCCCCUCUCCCAUUCCUCAUCUCCCAUGGCCCAUCUCCCAUCCCCCAUCUCCCACUUCCCAUCUCCCAUUCCCCAUCUCCCAUUCCCCAUCUCCCAUUCACCAUCUCCCAUGACCCAUCUCCCAUUCCUCAUCCCCUUUUCCCCAUCUCCCAUUCCCCAUCUCCUAUCCCCCAUCUCCCUUACCCCUCUCCUUUUCCCCGUCUCCCAUUCCCCAUCUCCCAUGCCCCACCUCCCAUUUUACAUCUCCCAUUCCCCAUCUCCCAUUCCCCAUCUUCCAUUACCCAUCUCUCAUGCCCCGUCUCCCAUUUCCCAUCUCCCAUUCCCCAUCUCCCGGACUACCCCACCUGCCGUUGACUUGGAGCUGCUUGGACCCUCUUGA